This is a messenger RNA of Cylicocyclus nassatus, 6735 nucleotides long. The record is from the annotation of a GenBank genome assembly. Lineage: Eukaryota; Metazoa; Nematoda; Chromadorea; Rhabditida; Strongylidae.
CUUCGAUAUCGUUUUUGGAUCUAUAUUCUGCAAACCUUGAUAACGAGUUUUUCUAGAUUUCUAAUUCAUGGAUGAAUCUCAUAGUUUAUUACUGAACGAGGAAGCGCUUAGGCAAUGUGCGGAUGCUAAAAAGCCAGUCUUUCUCUACGAAUGGCUACGGUACUUAGAUCGCAUUUUGCCAGUCACACAACGGUCUGAUCUGAAAUCCAUUCAACCGCAGUUAGUCCAACAACUAUUAUCAAGAUUAACUUCAGUAAAUGGCCCUCCUAUACGAUAUUUAUUAGCCAGAUGUUUGGCCAGAAUAUAUAUGAUCGGUGAUAGUUCAACUUUCGGAGACACUCUAAAUUUAUGCAACGAUACACUAAAAAUAAAAGAUGAUUCACCAAGUCAACUACCUGCAAAGCUGGCCGCCCUUGCAUGCAUUGCUGCAUUUUAUGAAACUAUGGGAAAAUGUGGAUCAAGUUUUGUCGACACUUUUCCAAUCAUGGUCAAAUGGCUCAAGGUUGCUGAGUCCCAAGGACGUGCUGAGAUUCUCAUAACACUGUCGAGCAUGGUCACUGGACUUGGCUCUGGCGCCGCGAACUUCCACAAGGACGUUUACAAAGCAGCAAAAGCUCACCUUGCCGAUCGAGUAAUGCCUGUUCGGACGGCAGCUAUACAGUGCGUCACUGCCCUAGUACCUGUUUAUCCGCCUUUGUAUUCAACAGAACUUGAAGCAGUUGUGACAUUGUGCACGAAAGCCUUGGAUGGCUCUAACUAUGAAACUAGACUAGCAGUUGCAAAACUUCUUGGCGUACUUCUAGCCACUGCGCUGCAACCCCCUCCGCCUCCAAUCGCAUAUGGCAAAGCUGCAGCAAAUGCGCGCAUGGCACCUAUUCGACCGAUUCCGUUGGAGGAUGCCCUGCACCUCCUAGCAGGUGGUUUCUUGCGUGGUGGCAUAGGAGGUUUUCUCAAAGGUGGCUCAAGUCACAGCACAGCCACUGUUGGUGGCCAAAAGGAUGUGCGAGCGGGCAUUGCUAUGGGGUACGUCGAACUUAUGCGUGAAAUGGGUGCCACCUGGUUAGAAAGAAACCUGGCUAUGGUGUGCCGCCAUUUGCUGGAACUAGCUGCGAAGUGUGGUAGCCUUGCUUACACCAGCUCUCCUGCUCAAGCAGCUGAAGCCAUCUUCCUCCGCAGAUGUGUUUCGUACAUUCUACGAGCGAGUGUAGGAACAAUGCUGAGCGAGCAAGCUCAAAUCACCGCUUGCAAAUACCUUGGUCAACUCUUGGCAGAUUAUAUCAACUCUUUCGACUACUCUGUUGAUCCCGGAGUUGAACGAGUUCUUGGAGCAGAAGCGUACUCUAGUGCUCAAGCAGCUGUAGUAGCCACUUUAGAAUUGUCUAAUUUGGUCCGGCAAAUUGGGACUGCCGUCACGCCCCUAUUCGUCGAAGCAUCUGGUAUUAUGGAGCCGGUGUUCGCAUGUCUUCUCCAUCCGAUUGUCUCCGCUCGUACGGCAACGGCAUGGUGUCUCAGAUGUAUCACAAUGGCUGUACCAAGUCAACUUACGCCAUUGAUUGAUAGAUGUAUAAGUAGGCUGGAACAUAUGAAAUCAUGCAGUGAUGCCAUUAGUGGAUACUCAUUAGCUCUAGCAGCAUUGAUAGCAGCUGCUUCCGACUGUAAGCUAGGAAUCCCGCAUGCAAAACCGAAACAGGUGCUCACAUGUGCUGAAGACAUGUUGAAAACAGCUACUCAGCAAAGCCGUCUGGCUGUGGCAAAGAUCAACGCUGGUUACAUAUUGCUGAACGCUGUAGUCUCAAUGGGAACUCCUGUCGUGAAGGAGAACAUGCCGAAGAUCAUGCAGUUGUGGCGUACGGCGUUUCCAAGAAGCACCAAGGAGGCUGAGGCGGAGAAAGGGCGAGGAGAUGCAUUUUCCUGGCAAUGUGCCUUAGAACAACGUGCCGGAGCAUUGGGAGUGAUGUUAGCCGUGGCAAAUCAGCGGGAGCUAGCUGAUGAUGACGCCAUAAAGGCUAUGCUUUUGCCUAUAGAAUGCGCAUUGGUGAUGAGCGCACAAGUGGGGACGUUGAUCAGAUCAUAUGGUACGAAAAUGAGGGCAUUGAUAAGUAGCGUACGAGUGCGAGUAUACCAGCUUCUUAUGCUACUUCCACCGAAGAGCUAUGAGCAUAUGUUCCCCUCACUUCUUCGUGAACUCGUUGCUGAGGUGACUCUAUCAGACGACCAGGGUUCGCAGCUGAUGACUUCAGUAGCAGGCACCCUGUGUUCUGGAGCUGAGUACACCUUGUUGGCUCCCUGGAGUGGCGGAGCUACCGAUCAAGCGCUGGUUGAAGAUCAGCUGCAAACGCUGUCGCACAUGGGCAGUGGAGCACUCGAAAAUGACUCGACUUGCUUGAUCAGUGGAUCUGCCAAGGAUGUACAUAACUUAUGGCCGGAACCAGACACGCCCCAAGCGGCAUGCUUAGAUGCGGCUAUCUUGGCUUAUGGAAGGGUGUUUCCAAUGAUCCCGGAUCGACAAAAGCUGCAAAUCACAGAACAUUUCGCUGAAGUGAUAAAGAACUGCAAACAUGCACAAAGGCAACAAGCGAUCCUACUAAAUGUGCUAUGUGCCCUUGCGUUGGCAUUUCGAGCAGUGACAGAAUCUCGCGGUGGUGCUCGUAUGGACAGUGAACCAGUAAGAAAAGCCAGCACUGCCCUUGUCGAAUCAGGCUUGGAGACAGGGGCCACACCAUUGAUAAGAGCUGCUGCUGCAGAGGCGCUGGGUAGACUGGCACAAGCUGUCGGAGAUCCCCAGUUUGUUGCCUUGCGAGCCCAAGCAUGCUUCGAUAAGCUGCGAGCGUUCCGGGAUGGUCGACGAGCUGGAUAUGCUUUGGCGCUGGGGUGCAUUCAUCGGCAUGUGGGCAGUUUGGGAAGCGGACAACAUCUACACACCGGUGUAUCGGUGCUGUUUGCUUUGGCAAGGGACCACAAUGCUCCUUCUGUGCAGGCGUGGGCAAUGGUGGCGCUGUCAUUGAUAGCUGAAACUGGUGGUGGCAUGUUCCGAGGAUAUGUGGAAUUAGCUCUGAGCGAUUGUCUCACUCUGCUGCUCAAUACCCAAUCAUCGAAUGUCGAGGUAGUGCAAGGAAUUGGGAAGCUAUUGACUGCAUUGAUGACAUGUGUUGGACCAGAAUUGGGCUCAUGCGGAACCAUAGAAGGUGUGAGAGCGUCGCUUCUAGCUGCUUGCGCCAUUCAACUUGCCCACCCUGAUCCAUUGAUCAAGGCAGAAGCCAUUGGAGGACUGCAGCAGAUGCAUCUGUAUGCUCCACGUUAUGUGAAUCUUGGACAUCUGGUAGUAGACAUAGCAACUUUCUUGACGAGCCAACACCUUUGCUUACGCAAGGCAUCAGUCUGCUGCCUAAGACAACUGGUCCAAAGAGAAGCUAGAGAGGUGCGAGAGCAUGCGCAAGUUCUAGUUCCUCAAGGUGUGGUCGAUGAGGGUAAGAAGCUACCGCUACCAGACACGGGACUUGAAGGGGCGUUGUUUGAUAUGUUGGAUAUCGAGACAGACCCAACAUUGAGAGCGCAUGUGCAGGAAACCAUAAUAUCACUGGUGCAAGCAACCAGUGGCGAAUUACUGAAUCAAUGGUUACUGCUGUGCAAAGAUAUUUUGGCUACGUCGAGUGAUAACACGAGAAGUACAAUGUUUGUCGGAGAAGAAAAAGCAGGAAAAGAGGGUGAAGAGGAUGAAGAGGGAGGCGACGAUGAUGAUGCUACACUCCAAGUUGGUGGUCCAAGAGCAGGUGUCCCGGACAAAGGCAAAGUGCAGCCGCGUUGGCCUACCAGAGUGUUCGCCACUCAGGUUGUACAAAGACUAAUGAGCGUUUGCGAUACGGAGAGAGCUCAUCUGGAUCUGUCGCUGGCGAAAGAGCUGCAAAUGUCAUCUGGAGGGCGAGUUGACUACCUUGUACUCCAUCUGUCGGAUUUAGUUAGAAUGUCUUUUAUGGGAGCCACCAGCGACAAUACGGAGUUGCGGCUGGCUGGAUUGAACUCCCUUCAGGAUGUAAUCACUCGUUUCUCCACAGUGCCAGAACCAGAGUUUCCAGGGCAUGUGAUUCUGGAGCAAUUCCAAGCACAGGUUGGUGCAGCACUUCGACCGGCAUUUACGGAAGACACACCUAGCCAUGUAACUGCAGCAGCUUGUCAAGUGUGUAGCACUUGGAUCGGCAGCGGUGUAGCGAGAGAUUUGAAUGACCUUCGUCGAGUGCACCAGCUAUUGGUUUCUUCUCUGGGCAAGCUGAAACACGGUUCCAUUAACAACCAGCUCUACAGCGAGAGUGCAGCUACACUGGAAAAGCUCUCCAUACUCAAAGCUUGGGCAGAGGUUUAUGUGACCGCUAUACAACAAGAAGAGCAUUUGCAAAACAAGAAAGAUGCUGCGGGAGAUGAUGAAGAUAUGAGCUACAUGAACUCAUCCGAGAGUCUCUUAUCGCUAGUCCGUCCUGAGCUUGACUCACUUGUUUGCUAUUGGUUGGCUGCACUUCGCGACUCCGCAUUGCUAUCGCUUCCGGCUCAAUUUGCUGACCAAAUGCCUUCGGGAGGAGGAGCAUUUUACAAGGCAGAGAGCGCUGAUGCUUGCCGAGAAUACUAUCGGUCCAGCUGGCCUCCGAUUCUGCUCGCGCUAGCCAUCUGGCUGAGCAAAUCUAAUUUCGAACUGCCCGAAAAUGCUGAGGCUCCUCAAACUUGGCCGGAUAAUCGGCGAGAAUCCAGAUUCCAUCUCAUGAUGGGAAUUGCUGUUGAAGCGUUAUGCAGCAGGACCACCUAUGCGGAUGAUCAUACCAUUCAAAGCUGUGUUCGAGCUAUCCAUGCAUUACUACAAUGUGAAUGGUGCCAGCUACAACUAAUGUCCGACAUACGAUUGGCAAUUGAGUUGUGCAAUGUUCUGCAUCGACUUAUCCUAACGCGGGACAAUCUAGCUACUCAACAUCUUUGUGUGGAUUGUGCACAUGCCAUCCUUGAUGCAGCUCAUUGUUCCAUGCGGGUUAUGGCCAGCGAAGACAUCGAAAAUGGUAAUUUGCCAAGUACCACGGACACGGAUGAGCGACCGAAGAAUUUGUAUCCGGGUGGAGAAGGCGAUGAGGGUAUAGGACAGGGUACCACGUUGACGUUUGCAAUGAUGGAGCUGUGCUUGUGCGUAAUGGUGCGGCAGAUGCCGCAAAUCAACUCAGCCCAGAUGAAGAGCAAAUCGUUAGCGCCGUUGCACAUGCGACGAUUUGGUAGACUACCUGUCGAAAGCGCCAACCUUAUCAGAAGCGGAAUACAGUUGCUUGUAAAUGUGCCAUCGCUCUGUUCAUCUAAGGGACGUCUCAUUAUCUUACCAAGUGUACUCUACCUCAUUAUCGGAUUCAUUCGUGAAUCAGCUCGAGUGGACGAGAAUAGCGUUGUUCCUGAUCUGCCACCCGGACAUUUGACAAGCGUUGCUACGACUGCAUUGCAGGCUCUGCGUAACUUAGCAUCCUCACCACCAUCUGAUGCUACGCUUUCUGCUUGGAUCGCCAUGAUGCAAAGCGCUCUAUAUUCCAUACUACUGCUUUGUGAUGGUGAAUAUCGCAAGGACGAAUGUGUACUGAUGCUCUCUUGCGUGGUGUUGACUUCUGUAGCUCCAAAACAAGUACUGCUUGGUCACCGGGAAAGUUUCCACAGACUGGUCCGAUUAAUCCGAUCACAACUACAAAGCGAGCAUCCACAGAUUGUUUCUAAAACCCUCCAGUCAUUGUCAUCCCUCUUCGCUCGUCGUGAUAUCAAUGGUCCGUUCAUUUCAUCUCUGGGAAGAGAUGUUUUCGAAAUUAUUCGACCAAUGGUGACCGGAGAUAAUGUUGAAACGAAGGUCAAAGAAAUAUCGGAAGAGCAACUGCCAGUAGUCCAAGACGCGCUAAGAGCCAUAGAAGUGUUAGUUACUGUAGCAGAUGAGAAGAGAAAACUACAGCUUGUUUCUUUGCUUACACAGUCUCUAUGUCGUUUGCUAUGUGCCACAACCGCCGACGAAUGGAGGUUAUUGAGCCAACCAGCCAGAAGACUUCAUGAAUUUGCUAUGCAACGGUUGAAUGCGGUCGCACCGACAUGGCCAGUAGAAUUUAAGCAGGUGCUGGCUUGCCAUCCCACUUUGAAGAAACGAUUGGAAAGUGCGCUCUUGUUCCAAUCCAAUCGACAAGUACAAGCUCAACAAGUAGCAAAGGCAAAGGCUGUUGCUGCGGAAUCGAAGACAAUGCAUCUUACACAGCAGCCAACGAUCAAAUUAACCAUGGAUUUCAACUCAUUUGGAAAGGCAGCUUCGUGAAAAGUGCGAAUAAUCUGACUGUAUAAAUUGUCUUAUUUACUAAGUUCUUUUAAUAUUCUCUUAAUAUUCGACACUUUAACGUAUGGGUAUGAAUUUGGAGAAUGGUGCAAUAGGCUCAAAGUGUGCAGUACUAUCAUUUCAUGUCUGAUUAGGCAAGGUAAUGAGUACUGCAUUCUUUGUGAUAAAAUAUAGCAUUUGUUUGUGGAUAUUUAAUAAAUUGCAGCUAAUGUAUAUAUGAACCUUUGCUUGUCGAGAUGUGAUUUUUUAGUGAAUUUAGGCAGUUUUGCGUAAAUUGAUUAUUCUAUGCAUUCUACUGAUAUUUUUAAGUUGUUUUACAAUGUAGUAGAUUCUAUAGGGGUUGUAGAUGGCAGCAAGAUAUUGUUGAUGCUCAAAUGUUCUAUGCAAUAUGUGAUAAAUGUAUAAAGUGUGAU